This is a messenger RNA of Clunio marinus, 210 nucleotides long. The record is from the annotation of a GenBank genome assembly. NCBI's taxonomy places the organism in Eukaryota, Metazoa, Arthropoda, Insecta, Diptera, Chironomidae.
AUGCAGACAGAACCUCAUUUGAAAUUUAGAUUGCCUAUGAAAUUAACUCCAAAACACGUUUCACGUUGCUUCGCUCGUUAUGGAUGUGGGUGGAAAUUUUCAGUGGGUGGUUGUUCCUUUGCUUGUGUUUUGUGUUUCUGCCACUUGGGACAGAGCAAUCGCUCAGGAGAAACAGUAAUAAAAAUUUCGUCGCAUGGAAAAUAUCAAUGA